CCUUUAUUUCUAUUCAUACCAUAAACAAUUAUUUUUCUCCAAAAAGAUUUAGAUUGUACAGAGAGAGGUUGUGUUUGUACUUUGUAUAAUAUAUUGUUAUACUUCAUAGUUUCUCUACCUACUUUUUCGGUUCUCACUGUGUUUUAAAUUUUAUCCAUGAUUGUUGGAAAUCAUAGCGCAAAUAAGUACGUGUUUUGUGAAAUAUGUGUAACAUAAUCAUCGAAGCUAAUAUUUUUUAAAUUAUUAAAGUAUUUUAUGAACAAAUUCGAUAGCUGACCGAUGCAAGAUGCUUUAUUUAAACAUUUUGAAACAGUCUACGAUCGUUCACUUAUGUUUUGCUAUAUCAUACUUCACAUCAGGCUUAAUAUUAAGUCUUAUUCAAGCUAUUUUAUUCUUUAGCUUAAAGACAUUCAAUAAAACAUUGUACAGGAAAAUAAAUUAUUAUCUUUCAUACUCAUUUUACUGUCAAUUAGUGUUUAUGUCAGAAUGGUGGUCGGGUACAAAAUUGUCUAUUUAUGUCAAGAAAGAUGAAUAUGAUAAGUAUUACGGGAAAGAACAUGGGUAUCUCAUAAUGAAUCACAGUUAUGAAGUGGACUGGCUUAUGGGAUGGCAUUUCUGCGAUGGGAUACAAGUUUUAGGGAACUGCAAAGCCUAUGCUAAAAAGUCCAUACAGUACUUGCCGCCUAUUGGUUGGAUGUGGAAAUUUUCAGAAUUUGUAUUUUUAGAAAGAUCGUUCGAUAAAGAUAAGGAAAUAAUAAAAACUCAGAUAUCAGAAAUUUGUGACUAUCCAGAUCCAGUUUGGCUACUGUUAACGCCGGAAGGAACCCGGUUCACGGAUAAAAAACAUGAAGCUUCACUUAAAUUUGCCAAAGAAAAGAACCUACCACUUCUCAAACAUCACUUGACGCCUCGUACUAGAGGUUUUACGACCAGCCUUGAAUACUUUAGAGGCAAGAUACCCGCCAUUUAUAACAUACAGCUAGCCUUUGAGAAGGAUAGCAAAGUUCCACCAACAUUAACGAGCAUGUUGUAUGGCAAGCCGGUUCAUGCACAUCUGUAUAUCGAGAGACUACCCGUCGAGAAUAUUCCCAAAGACGAGGCCGAAGCCGCUAAAUGGCUACACGACAUUUUCGUUAUAAAGGAUAAAAUGCAAGAUUCAUUCGUCAAUACAGGCGACUUCUUCCUUGAAUCUGGGGUAGAGAGAGUGGAGCCGUUCCAACGGCCUAAACGUAUUUAUUCACUCGUGAAUACCCUGGGAUGGGCUGCUGUAACGCUCACCCCGAUGCUCUACUACCUCCUCGGCCUUCUAUUCAGUGGGAAACUACUUUAUUUCUCCAUCGGAGGUGCUAUUCUCGCGGCAUUCUAUAUUCUACUUCAAAAGUCUAUAGGAAUGUCCAAAAUCAGCCAAGGAUCGUCAUAUGGAACAGAGAAAAAGUAAUAAAUUAAACCUUAUUUUUCAAUGACAUUGCAGGCGAAAAAUAUAGAUAACUGUAAAAAAACAGUAUUGUAAAAGAAUGUUAUUUUAGAAAAAGUGUGUUUGGUUUAUUUCACUAAACGUAACCAACUGAAGUACGUCGAAGUUCAAGGUGAUUGUAAUAAUCAUUUUGACAAAUUAUUGAGAUAAUUAUAUUUUUAAAAAGAAGUAUUUAUCGAAAUUAAACAUUGUUAGAUUUUACAAUGACAGUAUCCAAAAAUUUUUUAUGACUUGAAAUUUUUGUUUUAUUUAAAUGAUAAUGUAUAUGUAAUGACUUUAGUUUAUUAUCUGUUGUUGCUACUAUAAAAAAAAAAAACAAACAUUCAAUUUAGAAAGCCUUGUAAUGUAUGUAAUUUUCAUUUUUAGUCAAAUCUUUGACCGUAAAUUUUAUUUACAUAUAAGAUGCAUUAGAUAAAAUGAAACUUUCUUGGUUCAAUCAGUUAUAUUUGUAUAUGGAACAAAACAUCUUAGAUCUUAUGUUUGACAGCCCUGUAACGGUGUAAGUAAUACUGCCAAUAUAAGAAUAUUGGCAAUGUCUAUGGUCGGUAUCAAUUUACCAACAGGUGGCCCACUUGCUUUUCUGUCUUCUUAUUACAAAUAUAUAUGUAUAUAUGUCGAAGGAAAAAUUGUUAGAACCGUUUGUUUUUAAUAAAUUUAGACAGUUUGUAUAUUAUAAACAGAGAUUUAAAUUAAAAUGCAUACAAAUUCGAACGUUUAUAAAAAAAAUUUUAGGUAAGGUAUUUGAUUUUAACUGAAAUUGGCCAGUUAUUUUAAAAACAAUAUACGUCAUACAUCCAUUUUUCAUAAAUUUUCAAUCUCACUGGAUUUAAUAUAAACUAACGGCCCUUAUAAUUCAUUCGGUUACAUAUUACAUAUUGAAUCUAAAAGUAAAUAAAAAUCGAUUGAAAUUUUAAAUAUGAUUAUCGUAACAAUAUGAUGCAUUGUCAAUAUUGUCUUGCAUAUUCAGGUCAGGUCACUCAACACGCACAAACAUGCAUAAAUGUUUAUUAGUAUACGUACCUACAUAGUUCAUUGAGCUUUUUAUUGUUGAUUUUAUAUAUUUGCAUUUAGUUCUGAUAUCCUAAUCUAACAUAUAUUAAGAAUUAAGUAAUGAAAAAAUACUUUUCAUAUAAACAAAACUUAUUUAAUAUUUUUGUUUAAUUCUCAACUAUAUAUUGAAAAGACGAGGUAUAUUUCUAUAGGCGCACAUUUUCGUAACUACGUAACCGUACAUAACAUCGCGCAACCAUUUUUUUAAACAAACGUUUAUAGUUAUUAUAAUGUUAAAGUAACACUACUGUUUGAGUAAGUCCUGUAUUUUUUAAAGUAUUUUUUUUUUAUAAAAACAAGCAAUAAAAACUUAUUUUUAUAAUUAACAUAGAAUAGGUACAGAAUAAAGGUGACGGUUUCGAAUAGUAGUCCUGUAAUAUAAGAAACAAAACCUAUUAAAUAGUUUGUAGACACUAUAUUUUAUAACCUAUUAUUUUCAUCAGGUUUAUACAAUGUUUUAAAACGAUGUAAACGAACAUACCCAGUAUAUAACUUGUCUCAAGCACUUGAGUUAUUAUGUUUGUGUGCAAUGUUUUCUGUGUGUGAUAUUAGAUUUAUUUAAUCAUUAUUAGAAUUCAUUGUUGUCUUUUAUUGUUUUGAUAAAGUAUAAUUUUAUAAAACCUGCUAACCUAUACUAUCGAGAAAUUAUAUACAAAAUUGUUUCAGUGUUUGUUGUACUUAGCUAUCAUUUAUUAAUUUAUUUUAUGCAGUAUAUUCUAAAUUAUGCUUUUUGUUCUUUGGAGGCUUUCGUGUAUUUUAUUAAAUUAUUGUUAUAUUGGGCAAUGUAGAUACAUUGAGUGUUCGUUAAUAUAUACUAUGUGCAAGUACCUUGUUUAUUAUUGUUAUGUAUAAACAUUUUUAUUAAAUCCUUUUCAGGCAAUAA
Messenger RNA from Vanessa tameamea, 3407 nucleotides. Its product is annotated as 1-acyl-sn-glycerol-3-phosphate acyltransferase gamma-like. Gene Ontology annotation, molecular function: 1-acylglycerol-3-phosphate O-acyltransferase activity. The record is from RefSeq and is a predicted model, not a curated record. The transcript is spliced from 8 exons. The coding region runs from base 287 to 1438 and encodes 383 amino acids. Gene Ontology annotation, cellular component: endomembrane system. Lineage: Eukaryota; Metazoa; Arthropoda; Insecta; Lepidoptera; Nymphalidae.